Stylophora pistillata is the source of this 426-nucleotide messenger RNA. RefSeq lists its product as uncharacterized. Gene Ontology annotation, biological process: calcium ion import across plasma membrane. Gene Ontology annotation, cellular component: plasma membrane. Gene Ontology annotation, molecular function: calcium channel activity. NCBI's taxonomy places the organism in Eukaryota, Metazoa, Cnidaria, Anthozoa, Scleractinia, Pocilloporidae. The record is from RefSeq and is a predicted model, not a curated record.
GGUAGUUUACUUCUGCUGAAAAUUUAGACAUUGUCACACAUACAACUUACUGUUUUUUUCUCCAGCUGAUGAUAAAUCGGUUGAGGGAUGGAAAAGGGAAAGUUGUUGGAGCGUGGUGACGAAGGAAAUUAUGAUGACGAUCGGCGAUCUCAAAUUGAACGUAAUGAUCACGCGGAUCUCUUGGAUGGGGAGUUUUACAGAUCAAGAGAGUUUUGGAUGAUGGUUCAUGAAAAGCAGAGUAAAGGGUUGCCAUGGGAUAGAGCUAUGGAUGAAGUUCGAGUUGAAAGACUUAUUCAGAGCUACAAAGACAAUGGAGAACUGGACAGUGAAGACCCAGCACUUACGAUGUUAAAACAUUGGCCAGCAUCUAAACAGUACAAGAAUAAACCUGACAAACUUCCAGGCCUUGAAAAGCCGCUACGUUGA